UCGGUGCGCGUAGUUGUGUAUCAGUGAAUUUGUUAUGAUGAGCGGCCACGACCUCUCUCCGAUCUAAGCCCAGUGAUUGUUUCUUAGUUUUUCAUUGUUAUAGUGAAGUGAAGUGCAAUGGCUCGGUUAACGGAGGAAAUGGUGAUCGCUAGAUCGAAACAGUCUGAUCUAUCAGCUAUAAAGAAGCUAAACUGCUGGGGCGCUGAACUCGGUGAUGUGAGCCUCAUACGAAGGAUGCCGAACGUCGAAGUGCUGGCGCUGAGCAUCAAUAAAAUACGAACGCUGGGUGAUUUCGCGGGUUGCCGACGUCUCCGGGAACUUUAUGUUAGAAAGAACGAGAUCCGAGAUCUGGCUGAGAUACGACACCUUCGACACCUUCCCGACUUGACCAGUCUAUGGUUGGACGAGAACCCAUGUACUUUACACCCGGAGUAUCGAAUGACGGUGUUGAGGAAUCUACCGAAUCUCGAAAAGUUGGACAAUGUCGUUGUUCAAGCUGACGAAGUGCAGGAGGCGAUGCGACGAGGCGUCCACAUCCCGGACUCGGACGAUGAAGGAUACCCUCAGCAGCAAGAAUCGUACGGCCAGUACCGCCGACAGCGGUCUUGCGAGUCGAGCCCCGAGCGCGAGCCCGAGCUGUACUACGCGCGCCCCGCCGCGCCGCCCGCGCACGCGCAGCGGCACGAGUGGGCGCAGGGGAGGGACAGCCCGGCGGAGCCCGAGCCCGCGGUCGAGCCCCCGCGCUCUCCGCCCUCUCAGCAGUGCCCCGCGUCCCCCGCGCGCCGCGCCUCGCCCGACGCGGACGAGCGCUACGACCACCCCGCCAUGACCACCUCGCAGUACGAGCCUCGCGCGGGCCCGCGCUCCCCGGACGCGGCCUCGCUGCGCCACUCGGUGUCUGCGCACAACGUCAAGGAGUACUCGUAUCCCACGAACGGUGAGUGGCGACACAGCGGCAACGCGCUCACAUCGCCGCACGAACACUGUUCGGAUAGGGACAGAAGCGAAACGUACUCGGUGCGUGGUGACUGGGAGAGGGAGCGAGAUAGAGAUAGGGAGAGUGUGCGGGAGAGGGACAGAGAGUACCCGUCCGCAGUCAUGGCGGAGCAUCGCGGCUUCACGAGGAGGCCGGUCGCCAGGAAUUCGAACCUCCUGUCUGCCGUCCUGUGUCUGGUCAAGGAGCUGGACUACCCGAGCCUCGAGGUCGCCGAGAUGGCGGUGCGAUGUCGCAUGGACGAGCUUGCAAACAGCCAGUGACCCAACGCUGAAGCCGAAAACUGACCGGCGAGCAAUAUUCGACCUUAAGUCUCAUGCAAUAGAGGCGAUACAACACCGCCUCGGUGUGUGAAUUGAGCUUCUUAGUGCAGGACUUUAGGCAGCCAUUAAAGACUAAUUUUGUGCGCGAUCAAGGAAUAUGAACCUUAAGUGCAAGCGGUAAAGUCUAAAUUUAAUUAAAGCUUACUAAUAUGUAAGGCGAAUAUCAUUUGUUUUUCGUCGUAUAAUAAACUAACAGAUCUUUCAAAGGAAAUUGAAUCUUGUAACUGUUAUAAUAAAGGUGAUUAUCGCAUAACUGUAUACGGAUAAGAUUUGUAUGUAAACAAAUUAAGAAUGAAUUUUUCGUGCAAUAUAUAUUGUGUAAACGAUAAAGAGUCUUAUGUGUUAUGAAAUAAGGACGUAAUUAGUAAUGUUGUUGGCGAUGUCUGAUUGGAUAUUGGAUGUUUGCGUGAUAAGCGUUCGAUGUAUGAAAUGUUGGUGAUAAGUUGGCGUCGAUUUUAGCAAAUGUUUGGUAUUGGUCGUCGAGAUUGGUAUACUUAACGUUGGCACAUGUUUGGUCCCAUUAAGUAUGGGAAUACGGUAAAUUAACUAUUAUAAAUUAGAAGUAUUAGCUUUCCCAAUAAAUAGUUAAAGCUUACUAGCGAUCGCACGCGGCUUUGCCUGCUAUAAUAUAAUUAAUUAAAUAUAUUAUUAUUCCAUCCAAAGAUUUUUUUAAAUGUAAUUUUAAUGAAAUCCCUCCGCUGGGAUAAUGCGUCGUCUGCCAAUUUGUCACGAUCACGAUUGUAUAACUAUACAAAUGUAACCUAGUUGCCCGUCCCGUUUGAAAAACAUAAAAAUACCGAAAAUUCUUUCUCAACAAAUUUCUAGACGCAAUAUUUUUGCGUCUGUGCGCUUAUUACCAGUCAGAUAGAUUUUAUCGAAGGGUAUAUUGUAAUUUGACUUUAUAAUCAACAAUUAUAAACGUUAUUCAGCGGGAGUUUAUUUAACAAUGCUGUGUCUCUUUCUUUCGAAUGUCAAAUCAAUAAUGACAGAAAGAGAUAAUCAGCCGCUAAGCAAAGUUCACAAAGUAAGGCCGGUAAUUAAUUAAGUAUAUAUUUAUCUUGAUUUCUUCACCAGUUCCAAGCUAUUCUGCAAGAUUCUCGACACUCAACGCAGAAAACGGUCGUGAAAUGUCAGUCAGUGAUACAUUGACAGUAAUAAUCAUAACACCACAAGAGAAGUCUAUUGUCAAUAUUUCACUGGUGAGUAAUGAAGUGAGUUCUUACAGAAUAGCAAUACUGUCAGCGACGCAUUCCCUCGCCGGACUAGAGACGUAUUCGUUUGUCUUUUGAUAUUGGUUAUUUUUUUGUAACGAUUGCCAAAUGUUUGUUCAAAAUCGAUACAGCCUCGUUAUUGUGAUAUAAUGAACGAUUGAGGCUUUUAUUUUAAACUAGCACUCAUUAUGUUACUAAUAAAUAAUUAAUUUACAU
This is a messenger RNA of Nymphalis io (European peacock), 2744 nucleotides long. RefSeq lists its product as uncharacterized. The transcript is spliced from 13 exons. Gene Ontology annotation, biological process: cytoskeleton organization. Gene Ontology annotation, molecular function: protein binding. NCBI's taxonomy places the organism in Eukaryota, Metazoa, Arthropoda, Insecta, Lepidoptera, Nymphalidae. The record is from RefSeq and is a predicted model, not a curated record. Bases 118 to 1257 code for a protein of 379 amino acids.